This is a messenger RNA of Diatraea saccharalis (sugarcane borer), 348 nucleotides long. Lineage: Eukaryota; Metazoa; Arthropoda; Insecta; Lepidoptera; Crambidae. The record is from the annotation of a GenBank genome assembly.
AUGUCAGCAUUGGCUGCUGCUAAUGCAAUAUCAGACCUAUCAAAAGAAAUAGUUGCAGAACAGAAAAUAAUAGGAAAUCGCUCACAGAUCGGAAAGAAAGAAACAAGCUCAUCAUUAUGGGACAGACAUGAAGAUAUGCUCUUGAAGAAUAUGUCUAAUGCCUAUGAAGUUUUUGGUAGAGGUUUUGGUACAAUGCCUGCUGAAUCAGAACAGUAUUUAGAUCAACCAAAUAUUUCAAGAUCAUCAAGUGCACUAAAAUUUUGGAUUGAUAGUAGAUAUUUCACUCCUGUGCUAUCAGAAAUAGCUGUUAAAUAUUUGAUUUCUUCUGCUACAUCUGUAGCAUCUUAA